This is a messenger RNA of Drosophila gunungcola (fruit fly), 1145 nucleotides long. RefSeq names its product protein-lysine N-methyltransferase EEF2KMT. NCBI's taxonomy places the organism in Eukaryota, Metazoa, Arthropoda, Insecta, Diptera, Drosophilidae. The record is from RefSeq and is a predicted model, not a curated record. The transcript is spliced from 3 exons. The coding region runs from base 119 to 1108 and encodes 329 amino acids.
CCACGGGCACACUGGCCCAGGUGCCGGUUUCGUUUCACGUUGCCACUUUCGUUUGGUUUUCUACCGUUUUAUCCACUCACUCACUGCGGAAGUUUUGGUUUUCCCGGAGCAGUGGAAAAUGUCGGAAAAGUAUGGAAAACUGCAGCAGCAGUUCCUCUGCUGCUAUCCCGUGAACAAGAUGGCCUGGUCGACGGUGAAGCUGCCUUUAAGCUGGGAGGAGCAGCAGGAGCUGAUGGCGGCCACUUGUGGCCACCCGCUGAACCGGCGAUAUCCGGUGCGCCGAAGUUACCUGGAGGCCUUCCUCAAGCAGCUGAUGCACUUGCUCAAGGACCAGGAGGAUGUGCACGACGACGUCUACAGCAAUUUGUGCGUGAGGAUGGGCGAGGGUCCAGGAUCGGGCACAUCGUACGCCUACAAACACUACUUGAUGGGUCCGGGAGCCCACAUAACGCUCCGUGAAUCCAAUAGCUUUGUCAGCGAGGGCACCACCGGACUGUGCACCUGGGAAGCUGCCUUGGCUCUGGCCGACUAUGUACUGCAGCAUCCAGACUUGGUCCGGGGAAAGAAUGUAGUGGAACUGGGCGCUGGUGCCGGACUACUGGGCAUCCUGCUCAAGUUGCCCGCUUUGGAGCUGAAGGUGGGCCAGGUCCUACUCACCGAUGGCAGUGAACCGUGUGUCCAGCUGAUGCGCGAGAAUAUCGCUCUGAAUUUCAAUGACAAGGAGCUCGCGCAGGAGCAGGAGCAGGAGGAGGAGCAGCAGGAGGUUGAGAAGCCCCAGGCGGAGCAGCUCGAUUGGGACUCGGUGAGCGAAUUCCCCUGGAAAUGCCAUGCCGAAACGGAUUUGCUUCUUGCCGCCGAUGUGAUCUACGAUGACUCCCAGUUCGAUGCCCUGCUGGGUGCCCUGGACUACUUCUACACGAGACGCGGUGGCCAGCUGGAAACCCUGUUGGCCAGCACAGUGCGGAAUGUGGACACACUGCACAAGUUUAUGGCCCAGCUGGGCAUUCAUGGCUACAAGGUGACUCCCUGCGCAAAUGUAUCCGCUUGUGCCAGCCACUUUUGUCGAGAUCACACCGCCGCCGUUCAAAUUAUCUCCAUUCGACGCUAGUUUUAGUCCUAAAUAAACCGACACCGCAAAAAACAAA